GUGAUGGACGCGCGUGUUUGUGAACCAUAAAAAAUAUUGUGUUUCAAAAUAAUGUUCCAAAAAAAUAUUCGUAAACGAUUUCGACCGAAGUAAUCACAAUAAACUAGUUUGGUGGCUGAAAUGUACAAUAUCCUUCAGUAUACCAGUUCAGAUAGUGAGGAAGAUGACCAGACACGAACACAAGAUGCUUGUGUAUUUACCCAAGCGAUGACACCUGCUUCUCCGCCGGAACCGGAAAACGACACCUCUAGGCAUCAAGGAAGAAUACGGUCGUUUCCGCACGAGAGAGGUAUCUGGGCAAGCUAUGUUUACGUAGAUUAUAACGACAUCGAUGCAUUUAGUAACCUGCAGCUAGAAAUCAUUACAAAGGCAGCCAACGAUCUAAAUCUAGAACUGAAUAGAGUAGAUAAUAUGCAUAUGAGUCUUACAAAGACUUUCGUUUUAAGGCACCAUAAUAUACCUACAUUUGUAGAAAAUUUAAGAGCAGCCAUCCGCGGAAGCAAGAGGUUUACAAUCCUUCUAUCAGAGCUAGCUGUAUACACCAAUGCGGAGAACACCAGGACUUUUCUCGCUGCCAGAAUUCACGACAAUAGUUUCAAGCCGCUGGAGUUGCUAGUGGAAAAACUAGAUGCUUGUUUGGCAGAGUACAAAUUGCCUGAGUUCUACAAAGAUCCAUCCUUUCAUGUUAGUUUUCUGUGGACAUUAGGUAAUCAACGGAAGCUAUUAGAAGAUAAUCUGCAAGCAUUACAGCAAACUUUUGCGGCCAUCUACGAAGAAGAAUAUUGUGAAAUGAAUAUCAUGGUAAAGCAACUGCACCUGAAAUGCGGAAAUAAAUUUCACGAUUUUGAUUUAUUAUGAA
This is a messenger RNA of Toxorhynchites rutilus septentrionalis, 859 nucleotides long. Its product is annotated as U6 snRNA phosphodiesterase 1. The coding region runs from base 121 to 858 and encodes 245 amino acids. The record is from RefSeq and is a predicted model, not a curated record. The transcript is spliced from 3 exons. Gene Ontology annotation, biological process: U6 snRNA 3'-end processing. Lineage: Eukaryota; Metazoa; Arthropoda; Insecta; Diptera; Culicidae. Gene Ontology annotation, molecular function: 3'-5'-RNA exonuclease activity. Gene Ontology annotation, cellular component: nucleus.